AUGCGCGCCGCCGCGGCCGCGUCGAUCGCGCCGGCGAGCGCGUCGCCGCGCGCGCGACGGACGCGCGCGCGCGCGCGGACGCGCGCGGACGCGUCGUCGUCGGCGUCGGCGUCGUCGUCGCGCGGCGACCAUCGAGAGACGCGCCUCGGCGCCGAAGUCGCCGAAAAUGACGACGUUGUUGGAUUCGACGCGCGAUCGAUCGUCGUCGUCGCGGACGACGCGCCGCCGUCUCUGAGGGUCCCUCUGACGCGCCGCGCCGCGCUCGCGGCGGCGUCGCUCGCGCCGCUCGCCGCCGCCUCGCCCCCAACGUCCCUCGCGACGACGGAGAUGGUCUACGACGGCGCGCCCGUGACCGCGUUCGCGUUCAACGUGACCCUGGACGUCGUCUCAAUUCGAGGGACCGCGCCGGGGGAGUGGUGCGAUCAGUUCAACCGAACGAUGUCCGGGAAGGGCAAAGCGUCGCUGUCGACGGGGACGACGCCGCAGGACGUGUACGACGGCCUCGUCGCGGUGACGCCGCCGCGACCGAUGGUCGCGGCGCCGGGCGGCGGACCCGGCGGCCUCGCGCCGACGCCGCCGCCGCCGAAGAAGAAGGGGAAGGGAGGCUCGACUUUGCCCGUCGCAUCUCUCCGCCCAUGGUCCCUCGCUUUCAAUCUCCGACAAUAUGACGCCUUUCAACUUCAACUGACGCCUUUCAACUCCACCCCGAUAUCAUCGCUCGUACGGAACGGCCCUAAGAUCGCCAAGGCGGACGUCGUCUCGUUGGGGGACGAGUUCCUCGCGCCCGCGAUUCAGAACGGGCUCAUCUUGCCGCUGCCAGACGACGUCGCGAACGCGGAGUGGUACGCGCGGCUGCCCGCGGUGUGGCGCGCGUUGGCGUGUCGCGACGCCUCCGGGUAUCCCGCGCCGCCGCCGCCGCCGGGGAGUUAUAAGAGGGGGGCGAACGCUAAUAGUAACGGCUCUUCCGCGGCCGUUUCAGCGUCAGCCUCGACCGCGGAGGCCAAUAACGGAAGAUACGGGAAGCUAUACGGCGUGCCGUAUCGAUGGGGAUGCUACCUCAUCGCGUACCGCAAGGACAAGAUCCCGCGCGGUCUGCGUCCGCCGACGGAUUGGCCGGAUUUGUUCCGGCCGCAGUAUAAAAAAAAAGUCGGGAUAGCGUCCGGCUCGAGGUUUAUGCUCACGGUCGCGCUGCGCGCGGGCGGGCGCUCCGCGAACGCGACGGACGUGGACGACGCGACGCGGAACCGUCUGUACGACUUGCGCACGACGCAGCUCGCGACGCAGGUGGACCUGGACGCGCUCCAAGGGUUGAGCAACGGCGACGUUUGGAUAAUCGCCGGAAACUCCGACGACGUCUUGAAAACCGCGGCGAAGAGCUCCAACAUCGGCGUCGUCGUGCCGUCGUCCGGGACGACGCUCUACGCGGACGCGUGGUGCGUCCCCGCCGCGGCGCUGGACAAACCCGGUGGGGUGUCGCCGCUCGUCGAUCAGUGGUUCGAUUUCACGACGCAGCCGGCGCGGACGAACCUGCGCGUCGGCCUCAGAGGCGGCGUCUCCACGUACGUGUUCGACGGCGAUAGGAUCGACUACGGGAAGGCGCGCAUGGACGGGCCCACGGGGGGGUUCGUGGCGAUGUCUGACCGGGAAACGCCUCCGCCGCGUGCGUUUGUAGAGAAGAAAAACGGUGGCGUGGACGACGACGCGGACGGCGUCGUCGGCGCGUUGCUCGGAAGGUUGAGCGGCGUCGUCGAGGAAAAGAUGGAACGCCGGAGGACGGCGCGGGAGAACAAAGCGUCCGGGAACGAGCUCAUGAAGGGCGGGAUGCCGAUGGACGAGGUGUGGGCGCGGAGCGAGUUCCUCGUGCCGCUGUCGCAGCGCGUGAAGGACCAGUACAACGACAUCAUACGCGACUGGAUGAGGAAUAGCCGCGUGCAAGACUCGUGA
Messenger RNA from Micromonas pusilla CCMP1545, 1944 nucleotides. Its product is annotated as ATP-binding cassette superfamily. The record is from RefSeq and is a predicted model, not a curated record. The coding region runs from base 1 to 1944 and encodes 647 amino acids. NCBI's taxonomy places the organism in Eukaryota, Viridiplantae, Chlorophyta, Mamiellophyceae, Mamiellales, Mamiellaceae. The transcript is spliced from 2 exons. Gene Ontology annotation, molecular function: polyamine binding. Gene Ontology annotation, cellular component: periplasmic space. Gene Ontology annotation, biological process: polyamine transport.